GCCCCUAUGGCCAAUGGGACGGUCUUGGAAGAGGCCCGGGCCGCCUCCAGAGCUUCAAAAACGUGUGAGGAGGGAAGAGGGUGCAGACGGAGCUUCAGCUGCUGCCGCCGGCUUCAGCGCGCACUGCCACCGCUGCCCACCAUCCGCCAGCAUGUCUUCUGCUCACUUCAACCGAGGCCCCGCCUACGGGCUGUCGGCUGAGGUCAAGAACAAGCUGGCCCAGAAGUAUGACCACCAGCAGGAGCAGGAGCUUCGAGAGUGGAUCGAGGGGGUGACAGGGCGCCGCAUCGGCAACAACUUCAUGGACGGCCUCAAAGAUGGCAUCAUUCUUUGCGAGUUCAUCAAUAAGCUCCAGCCAGGCUCCGUGAAGAAGGUCAAUGAGUCCACCCAGAACUGGCACCAGCUGGAGAACAUUGGCAACUUCAUCAAGGCCAUCACCAAGUAUGGGGUAAAGCCCCACGACAUCUUUGAGGCCAACGACCUGUUCGAGAACACCAACCACACACAAGUGCAGUCCACGCUCCUGGCCCUGGCCAGCAUGGCCAAGACGAAAGGGAACAAGGUGAACGUGGGAGUGAAAUAUGCGGAGAAGCAGGAACGGAAAUUUGAGCCGGAGAAGCUAAGAGAAGGGCGGAACAUCAUUGGGCUGCAGAUGGGCACCAACAAGUUUGCCAGUCAGCAGGGCAUGACAGCCUAUGGCACCCGGCGCCACCUCUACGACCCCAAGCUGGGCACGGACCAGCCCCUGGACCAGGCUACCAUCAGCCUGCAGAUGGGCACCAACAAGGGAGCCAGCCAGGCUGGCAUGACUGCUCCCGGGACCAAGCGGCAGAUCUUCGAGCCGGGGCUGGGCAUGGAGCACUGUGACACGCUCAACGUCAGCCUACAGAUGGGCAGCAACAAGGGGGCCUCGCAGCGGGGCAUGACGGUGUAUGGACUGCCCCGCCAAGUCUACGAUCCCAAGUACUGCCUGACGCCUGAGUACCCGGAGCUGGGCGAACCUGCCCACAACCACCACCCGCACAACUACUACAACUCUGCCUAGGGUGCUGGGCCUCCCACCUUCCCCCAGGGAGGCUGGCUGCUGCUCUUGGCGGGCCCGGCCCGGCCUGCUGACCCCCUCCCCCUGCAUGGCUCCUCCAGCCCCCUGGCACCUGCCUACAGGGUUAGUGUUUGUGGGGAGCAGACUGGGGAGCCUGUGGGGGGGAAGGGGGCACCUCCCUGGAGCACUACGAGGUCCAACAUGGAGCUGGGUGUUCCCAACAGCACCCAAAGGACGCACUGAGCAAAGCUACCCCGCUGUCCCCCACUCCCCACAGGUGGGUCCCCCCCUGGACCAGAAGCCCCCCCCAAGCGAAGCCCCCAGAGCCCAGGCUCGCGCCUCCCCCCACCCCAUUCCCGCAGUGGGAGCAAACUGCAUGCCCAGAGACCCAGAGGACACACGCGGUUUGGUUUGCAGCUGGCCUAUGGGAUGUGACAGCGGCGUUUGUAACGCGAGCACUUUCUUUUUCUACUUCACUGGAGCACAAUAAAUAGCUGUAAAAUCA
Phacochoerus africanus (Common warthog) is the source of this 1547-nucleotide messenger RNA. It is a transcript of the gene CNN1, whose product is annotated as calponin 1. The record is from RefSeq and is a predicted model, not a curated record. Gene Ontology annotation, biological process: actomyosin structure organization. The coding region runs from base 14 to 1045 and encodes 343 amino acids. Gene Ontology annotation, molecular function: actin binding. Lineage: Eukaryota; Metazoa; Chordata; Mammalia; Artiodactyla; Suidae. The transcript has 7 exons.